This is a messenger RNA of Candida dubliniensis CD36, 1902 nucleotides long. RefSeq names its product U2-type spliceosomal complex subunit (gene CWC22). The transcript has a single exon. Gene Ontology annotation, biological process: mRNA splicing, via spliceosome. The coding region runs from base 1 to 1902 and encodes 633 amino acids. The record is from RefSeq and is a predicted model, not a curated record. Gene Ontology annotation, molecular function: RNA binding; protein binding. NCBI's taxonomy places the organism in Eukaryota, Fungi, Ascomycota, Pichiomycetes, Serinales, Debaryomycetaceae. Gene Ontology annotation, cellular component: catalytic step 2 spliceosome.
AUGAACAACUCUACAACUAAACCUGAUACAUAUGAUGUAUCAUAUCAAAGAACCCAAUGGAUUGAAACUAAAAAGACCAUUAAACAGUUAUUACGGCAAUUAACCCCUUCUAAUAUCAAACAAAUUGUAUUACAAUUAUUUGAAGUCAAUCUUUUACGAUAUCGAGGAUUAUUUAUUCGAGAAAUAAUGAAACAACAAAUCACUAAUACCAACAACAAAGUUGAAUUAUAUGCUAGUCUUAUUGGUAUAAUAAAUUCUAAAAUACCUGAAAUUGGUGAAUUAUUAAUCAAUAGACUUAUCUUACAAUUUAAGAAAAAUUAUCUUAAUAACCAUAAAAAAUUAACUCAAUCAUCAAUUAUAUUCUUAUGUCAAUUAAUUAAUCAACAAGUAUUAAAUGAAAUAUUAAUCCUUCAAAUAUUACAAAUAUUAUUAGAAUCUAAUAUACCAAGUACAAAUAUUAAUAAUAAUAUUGAAUUGGCCAUGAUAAUAUUGAAACAUGUUGGAUUAUAUUUAUUUAAACAUUCAAAUACAGCAUUAAUAAUGAUUUUAAAUCGAUUAAAAGAUUUAUAUCAAGAUGGACAAAAUCAAUUAAAUUUAUGGAAUAAACAAUCUAUUGAAUAUAUACUUAAAUUGGCUCGAAAUGAUUUUAAAAAUGCUCUUCCUAUUAUAAAAAAUGGAUUAGAUUUAGUAGAGGAAGAAGAUAAAGAAACUCAUGUGAUUACAUUAGAAGAUAAAUUAUAUUCACAAGAUCAUUUAAAUGUUUUCAUCAUAGAUGGAAAUUAUCAAGAUAAUGAAAAUGAAUAUAAUGAAUUAAAGAAAGAAAUUUUGGGUGAAAAUACUAAAAAAGAAGAAGAAGAAGAAGAAGAAGAAGAAAUAACUGAUAUGUCACAAUCAGAAUUAUUACAAUAUCAGAAAACAGUAUAUUUAACAAUUAUGUCAUCUAUGUCAUCUGAUGAAGCUGUUCAUAAAUUACUUAAAUUGAAUUUCAAGAACAACAACAAGAACAAGAACAAGGACAAGAACAAGAACAAUAACAAAUCAAAUGAUAAUGAAAUUUUGGUAGAUAUGGUAAUUAAAUGUUGUUCACAAGAGAAAACUUAUCUGAAAUAUUAUGGAAUUAUAAUUGAGAAAUUAGUAUCAAGAAAUGAUUAUUGGCAUAAAAUAUUUAUUAAAUUAUUUAAACAUUAUUAUGAUAUAAUUGAAAAUUUUGAAACUAAUGCAUUAAGAAAUUUAGGUAAAUUAUUUGGUCAUUUAUUUGCUUCAGAUAAAAUUGCUUUAGAUCAAGCAUGGAUUGAUAUUAAAUUAACUGAACAAGAUACUAAUCCAGGUAAAAGAAUUUUACUUAAAUUUAUAUUUCAAGAAAUGAUUGAAGAAUUAGGAAUAAAUGAAGUUAAACAAAGAUUAAUUAAUGAUGAAUAUUUAAAACCUUAUAUUGUCGGGAUUUUCCCCGUAAUUAAUGUUGAUGAGAAAGAUGCAGAUUCAAUUAGAUUCUCAAUUAAUUUUUUCACGGCUAUUGGAUUAGGAGUUUUAACUGAAGAAAUGAGAUAUGUAUUAGAUAAUUUACCGGAACCAGAAUAUGAUCGUGGUCGAAGUAGAUCAAGAAGUUAUUCAAGAAGUGUCUCGGAAAGUAGGAGUUAUUCAAGAAGUGUUUCAGGUAGUAGUUAUUCACGGUCAAGAAGUUAUUCUCGUAGUCAAUCAAGAUCACCAAGUCAAAGUCCGAGAGGUCGACAAGAAUUUAAAACUAGACAACCUAAUGAAUCAAGAACUCCUUCACGAGAAAACUUAAAACGGAAACGAAGUGAAUCAAUAACGGAUAAUAACAACAACAACAACAACAACAACAACAACAACAACAACAACAACAACAACAAUCUUCAAGAUUUGUUAAACAAUUUAAAAUAG